This is a messenger RNA of Ostrinia furnacalis (Asian corn borer), 1813 nucleotides long. RefSeq lists its product as uncharacterized. The record is from RefSeq and is a predicted model, not a curated record. Lineage: Eukaryota; Metazoa; Arthropoda; Insecta; Lepidoptera; Crambidae. The transcript is spliced from 2 exons. The coding region runs from base 60 to 776 and encodes 238 amino acids. Gene Ontology annotation, biological process: DNA integration. Gene Ontology annotation, molecular function: nucleic acid binding.
CGAAGUAUUGUCUACUGUACGGUCUAUAUACACAAGACCGCUCUGAACUUAAACGUGUCAUGACUCAGACCAUCUCUUUAUUCGGUACCCCUAAGCGCUUGGUCUGCGAUCGGAGUCGAAUGUUUGACAACCGAGAAUUUCUUGAUUGGAUAACCGGAUUUGGUGUAGAAGUGCAUUUUAUCACUCCUGAAAUGCACCAGGAAAACGGCCAAGUCGAGAGAUAUUGUCGUACGGUCUUGAAUAUGGUUCGGUUAGAAGUUAAUUACAAUAAAAACGAAUGGCCUAAAGUUUUGUGGAAAUUACAAUUAGUUUUGAAUAUAACGAAACACAAAACAACGCAAUGUUCGGCUCUCAAUUUGCUGGUUGGUUCAGAUAAUACUACUCCGUCUAUAAACGCCCUUGUUAGAGACAUCACGUGUGAAGGUACCAACCCAAAUAGGCAGGCUAUGCGAGAGUUACGUCGUCAACGCGCUGACAGGCUUAUUAACGAGAAUAGAGAGAGGCAGGAUGCAUACGUAAAUAAAAAUAGGAGUCAACCUAAGAAGUUCCACAUUAAUGAUCUUGUUUAUGUGAUAAAGAGUUCGCAAAGUACCGGCAAACUCGAUUGUGGCAUGCGAGGUCCAUAUAAAGUCAUAGCAGUUUUGCCGAAUGAUAGAUAUGAACUUAGACUGUUGACUGGUUCUUAUGGGAAGACCAGCCAGGCAGCGGCUGGGUAUAUGGUUUUAUGGCGUGGCGAGUGGACGCCUGACACCUGUGCUGGAUUUUUUGAAAGUUAGUACUGAUUGUUACAAUCAUUUUGUGUUUAUAGAUUGUUUAUUCUUGUGUUGAAACCCAGCGUUUGCCAGUAACUUUAGACAUGUACCAAACUGUUUGUGUUUAUUAAGAUGUGAUGAUCUAAUGGAACAGACCCAUGUAAGACCUUGUGCACAAGGGGUUGGGGUGACCAUGCACUUUGUUGCCAUACUCGUCUGUGUGAGAGUAUAGAAUGAAGGUACUAGGUUGCGUUAGUGGGGGCCCACACUAACUAGAGACCUGUGUAAAUCCUUUGUGUUUUGUGUGAAGGUAUUGGUGUUGACCUGUUAGAGACCGAUGUAAUUCCUGUAGCGUGCACAUAGUAAAAGGUAUUCGGUUGCGCAGGAAGAGACCCGUGUAAAUCCUUCAGUGUUCAUAGGUAUCGGGAUGACCAGUUAGAGACCGGUGUAAACCCUCCUGUAUGUACACACGGUUGAGGUAUCUGGUUGCGCUGGAAUAGGCCUGAGUAAACCCUAUGUGUGUGUGCGAUAUUAUCGAAUUUGUUUGGUACAUGGUCAGUUUGUUUUACUUUCAGUAACGAUUCAUCUGACUGUUAUGAGCUUUCUGUCCUAAAAUUGAUGUGGUUGUUUCAGUUUACGAUGAGAGUACUGAAGUUGAAGACCUUGCUGAUGAUGCGGGAGCUGGUCCCUCUUCAGCAAGCUCGUGAGGGCUGCGAGGACGCUGCCCCGUCAGGAGAGGCCGUAUUGGAACUGAAGAGACCCCUGGCGGCGCUGCUGUCGGCGCUGCGCGUCACGACCUGUAUAUAAAGGCGGGAGCGACCGUCUCUCGUCCAUUUGCCCAUCAGCCGCCGGAGAAGAAACAUCAAGCCAGAAGCUCUGCCCGAUUUACUUUCGAUUUAUUUUCGAUUAUUUUUGCAAUAAUUGUUUUUUUAGUUUGUUUAGUACAAGGGCCUAACGGGACUAUAAUAUAAUUUGUGCAAUACAAAUUACUAAUAUUCUUUUAAAAAUAAUAAUAAAAUCACUCUACGCUUGCGAUUACUCUCAGUCAUCAAGGGGAUCAA